AUGAGUAAUACUUCUAGAGUUGAAACUUUAACUCGAAAUUGUGGUGGUAUAAAUUGGUCGCCUGUUUUGGCUAUCACUGGGUUUCAUUCGGAUAGAGAAGCAACAAAAUUUGAAUCAAAUGUUAGAAUAUUAGCCAAAAAAAGAGAAUUUUCUGAAUAUGCAUCAUUGUAUGCUGGCAGCUGUCCAGCAGUUGUUGUCAAACGUAUAUUAGCGAUCAGAUGUUUACUAUGUGAAUAUGAUUCUUGGUGGAAAGUUCCUUGUGGCAAAAAAAGACGUGAAUAUGUUUUACAUUGGGGUACAUAUAUGGAUAUAGAUUCUAGACAAUUAGAAGUUUUACAGAAUUGUCCUUGGUCAAGAAUUGAUCGCGUGGUUAGACAUAUUAAAAUGGAUCCGGUGGCAAAUGAAUCAACUAUCACUUCAAACAAGAAUAAAGUCAUGCCCAGAUCAUCUGCAUUGAAUGACGAAGAGGAGGAAAAGAAGAAAGCUACUUUUGUGAUAAGAAAUUCAUCACCAUCAUUAUCAUCAAUUAACGGCAAGAAAAGGAAAAAACAUACCGGAAUGAUAUCAGAAUUUUUCAAAUCUACCAAUUUCAACACCAAUAACAAUCAUCGAUUAUUAGAAUGGUUUUUUGAUAGCGAAGAUGAGGAGGAGCAAGAAAAAGAACUGUUAUUAGCGUUUAAUCCUUCAUAUGAUUUAAAUAAAAUUGUAAAGAAUUGGAAAUUAAUAAUGGAUUAUGAUGAAUUUUCAAAUUUAAAGCCCAUCAAUUUCACGCCAAAAGGAUCUCAAGCAACACCAUUAUUAUGGAAAUUUCUAGAAGAGUAUCCAACACCAUAUAAAGCAAUUAAAGCUGAUGUAAAUGAACUCGUAAAUUUAUUGAGACCAUUAGGACUUCAAAAUAUUCGUGCUAUAAGAAUUAUAAAAUUUUCAUGUUCAUAUUUAUUAAAUCCUAAUUUUUCUACACCAAAAGAAUUAUUCGGUAUGGGACAAUAUGCCGAAGAUAGUUGGAAAUUAUUUUGUGGUGAGAAAGAUAAUGCCUGGAAAACCAUCGAGCCAGAAGACAAAAUCUUAAAGAUGUACGUCGAUUGGCGUAGAGAACAACACAAUAAUUAA
Messenger RNA from Entrophospora sp. SA101, 1110 nucleotides. The record is from the annotation of a GenBank genome assembly. Lineage: Eukaryota; Fungi; Glomeromycota; Glomeromycetes; Entrophosporales; Entrophosporaceae.